Molecule: messenger RNA, 2282 nt
Organism: Helicoverpa zea (corn earworm)
Lineage: Eukaryota; Metazoa; Arthropoda; Insecta; Lepidoptera; Noctuidae
Product: putative histone-lysine N-methyltransferase 1
Exons: 3
Coding region: 303-1805 (500 amino acids)
Source: RefSeq, a predicted model, not a curated record
UUUCCCAUUUAUUUCGUUGAGCAAGUACAUUUCCCCCUUCACAAGUGAUUUAUUGUCAAUAGUGCUUUAACGCAGUGUUUAUUUCGACGCUUCUUCAUAAUUGCAUAAUUUGUAGUAACACUUGUGCGCGCACGCCACUCACGCCACACAGGUGUUAACGUAACCUUGACCGAUCUCAGUAAUUAGAACCGGUCCCUUUUGUUUGCGCGCAGCUGUUUUUUCUAUAAGAAGCUCAUUAGUGGUAUCUAUCGCCUUACUGCAGUUAAACACGUGGUUUUUUGCUUUGUUAAUUGCACUUCAAAAUGGCAGACGCUUUAAAGACUUUACUUAGAAAACGUAGUUCAUUAAAAUCAAAGCUUACGAUUUACAGCAACUAUCUAAAUUUAGUUAAAAGUAGUGCACAUAUAUCUGAGAUGCAACGAUUAGACCUGCAGGAACGUUUUAAUAAGUUCGAUUCCUUACAUAGCCAAUUUGAUGAAUUGCAGACAGAAAUCGAAAUGCUUGCCGAUGAUGCUGAGACAGCGUUCGUGGAGCGUGAGGAGUUUGACCGCCAGUUCUUCAAUCUGGUGGCACUCACGCGCAGCCUGCUCGGUUCUUCGGUCAACGGUGCUGGUUCUGAGGCGGGCUUCAAAGAUGCUGACUCAGGUGCACAUGUUUCUAAUAGCUUCGUUCGUUUGCCAAAAAUUGAUUUGCCUCACUUUGACGGGAACUACCAAUGCUGGCUCGAGUUCCGGGACACGUUUACGUCAUUGAUUCACAAUAACGCUAGCAUAAGCAACAUAAAUAAGUUCCAUUACUUGCGUGCUUCUUUACAAGGUACUGCAGCCUCUUUAAUUAAAAAUAUAGAAUUUAGUAGUGAUCAUUAUAAGAUUGCUUGGGACUUGUUGUGUGAGCGGUAUAACAAUGAGUACCUGCUUGUGGCCAAUCAUUUGCAAGCUUUAUUCUUUGAUGUUAAGUCAAUAAAUAAGGAGUCUAGUGUUUCCAUUAGAAAUCUUGUUGACGUCAUUAAUAAAAAUAUUCGGGCACUAGCAAAUUUAAAAAGGCCUACUCAGCAUUGGGAUGACAUCAUCAUUUUUGUCAUGGUCAAAAAGCUAGAUUUAAUCACAAGUCGUGAAUGGGAGGAAUACAGGAAUAACAACAUAGUAGGUUAUCCAACAACUACUCAAUUUUGUUCUUUUCUAAACAGGAAAGCAGACUGGUUGGAAUCUGUGGAAUGUAACUUUCAGGAUAGUAAUAUUGUGGCCUUGAAUAGUAACACUAAUUUAAAUAAACAUAAUAAUAAUUCAUCUAAACAAAAACACUCAAAUAAAUCAAAUAAUAAUUCUCAUAAAAACAAUAAUAAAUGUCCACUUUGCUCCCAAGUACAUACUUUAUAUAAAUGUGAAUCUUUUAGAAGCUUAUCUAUAGAAAAUCGCAUACAAAAGGCAAAAGACUUAACUGUUUGUCUCAAUUGCUUACGUAUUGGGCAUUCUGCUAAUAACUGUAAGUUUUCAAAUUGCAGAUACUGCAAACUUAAGCACAAUACGCUUUUGCAUUUAGAAGCUAGUGAACCCAAACCACUUUCUAAUCCUCUGCCUUCUGCACUUCUUUCUGUAUCGCCAACUACUUCAGAUGUUGCGCUUUCAGCUAAUUCUAUGCAGCUUGCUACUUCUUCGCAUGUUUUCCUGUCCACAGCUUUGGCGAAAGUGACCAGUGCGACGGGUAAGAAGUUUACUGCGCGCCUACUGCUGGACAACGGCAGUACGGCCAACUUUAUCACGCAGAGUUUAGCGGAGCAACUGGGUUUGUCACAACGCGGUGACUGAUGCCAACAUCACGAGCCUGGAUCGCUGGAAGAGGAUCCAGUACAUCAGACAGCACUUCUGGGGACGCUUCCAUAAUGAGUACACUUCUCUGCUGCAGGCCAAGUCAAAGUGGUUAAAUUCCAGAGGCGAAGUGACACCAGGGUCCUUAGUCCUGAUCAAGGACAAGACGACGCCACCGCUGCUCUGGUCCCUGGGUCGGGUCACUAAGACCUAUCCCGGCGUCGACGGAGUCACGCGGGUGGCUGAGCUGAAGACGAGGAGGGGCACCAUUCGUCGUGCCUUCAACUGCAUCUGCCCGCUCCCUAUCGAAGACUUUUGAAGAGCAUCCUUCAACCCGGGGAGUAUGUCGGCGCACCUCAGCGAGCAACCGCGAUGGCGACCGAAGGGAGUGCUGCGGAGGCCGGGGCGGGGGCUGCCCCGGCUGGCGAGCCCGCGGCCGCGCUCCCUUCACUUCUCUCCGCGACGCGCUUGACCACG